GUUUCUAAAAACCCCUCCCGACAUCCUUCCGACACAUCCGAUGUGACACCCCAAAAAAAAUUCAUCCACAAUCUAAACAGGGCCCUAGCAAUAAAGAAAAGCCUAGCUGUCUUCGACCAGAAAGCAAAAUCAACCAGACACUCGCAUGUGGGAGCAAGCAGGUAGUGCAGUCCACCACACACUCGCAUCCUCUGCUUCCCAGCUGAAGACUCCGCCGCCGCCGCUUCAAGAACUGCAGCAACUGCCGUCGAAGUGCCCGCCGUCGGCCAAGCCAAGUGGUGGAGACGCAGAUCCGAAGGACCUCCGCCACCAGCACCUAGAAGGAGCGCUCGCCAUCGCCGAUUCGCGCCGUCACCAGCGGAUUCGGGGGCACAAGCGAGGCUCCUCCACCAUGGCGUGCUCAAGCCGGCGGGGAAGCACGGCCCCCAUCCUCGUCGGAGGAGGACCGUGCGCCACCGUUUCCGCUGGGCCCGGCAUGGCCGUUCGGGAGGCUGCGCGCCGAGUCGCCGUGGGGAACGCGGAGCCAAGUCCGGCGGAGCCCAGGGCGGCGGUUGGCGGCUUCUCCGGCGUGCACGCGACGACGGGGCGUUCCAGCAGGUUGUGGAGGAGGAGGCGGUGCAGCAAGCUCCGGAUCGGCGAUGAUGCGGCGUGCCGGGGCAGAUCGACGUGCCGCGAUGGAUGGGGCCGGCCCAGUUAGAAGGACCGGCAACGUCCGGCGCAGGAGGUGAUGGGAGCGCGCGACGCGGACAGGGACCGUGGCCAUGUUCGUCGCAGUAAAGCGGCAACCAUGGCGGACACGGCCCCGGUCCGUGCUCGGGGCACUCAUUCGCCGGAGGGGGCGCAGGGGCCACAGCAGCAUCGCCGGCGCGACGACGACGUCCACCACGUCCACCGACCCGCAUCCGGAGCCCCCGACGCCUUCCCCGGCGUUCACCGGCCCGGCGUUCGCCGAGAAGGUAGCGGAAAGUGUCGAGGAGUUCGUCGCGGAUGUAGUGGUGGUCGUGCGGGAUCCGCAUGUCGACGGCGCGGUGGAGAAUCAUGUAGACAAGAUCGACGAAGAGCAUCGCCGGAGGUAUGUAGCGAAACAUCGGCAUGGUACCUUCCGAUGGGAGUUUCUUCGCGAACUCGCCGGCGUUCUCGUCGGCUUCUUCUUCCUUGACUCCCUCUCGAGAGCACAGGGACUCGAGCAAGUGCUGAUAACGUGUUCGCGUUGGAAUGUAAAUGAGAAUGUAAAUGGGCGAAUGAACAGUUGUUUUCAUUGAUCUUGUGAUGUAUAUUUAUACAUCCGUACGGACGCCAUGGGGAAGUGCUCGCAGGCAACCGCCAUGGCGCCGACGGUUCGUUCCGAA
Molecule: messenger RNA, 1349 nt
Organism: Sorghum bicolor (sorghum)
Lineage: Eukaryota; Viridiplantae; Streptophyta; Magnoliopsida; Poales; Poaceae
Exons: 2
Coding region: 146-697 (183 amino acids)
Source: RefSeq, a predicted model, not a curated record